AUGGAGAAUCAGAUAUUGCUCGAUAUAAGAUCAGUUAUAGAUGGUGGACUUGUAACUGACAUAUUUAGUCAAAAUACUCCUCUUAUUUCUGAAAAUUUUAAUCUGGAAACUGCAGUAAUAAAUAAUCAAUUUGAAGAAGGAUUGUCAUCUACUCAAGGCAAUCAUUUAUGCACUGUAAAUGCGGGAGAGACUCUGUUGGAUCACUUUAAGUAUCCUUCUACUGUGGAAAAUCAGAAUGCAAUAGCAAAAGUUGAAAUAUAUCCACAUGGAAACAACAGCUGUGGCAAUGAAGAUCUUGGAAAUUACAAGGAAUUAAAUCUUCCAGAAGAAGAUGAACAUACAUGUUCACCUUAUCUGCCUUCAGAUGGUGUCCAUUUUCUUUCUUCUGUCAUGACACAGCAUAAAAAUUGCAGUGUUCCAAAUUCAAGCGUUUUCUCUUCGGAAGGAACAGUCGAUCAAAAUGUCAGAACUGUACCAGCGUUUAGACCAUUAAUACCUCCAGUUGCAGGUGAGAAUAACUGUAUUUGUUAUGACCAAUAUAAGGGAAUCCAAACCAGCCCUAUGCAGUCAAAAAACUUGCCAGAUUGCUUAAAUGAAUCUUCCAGUGGUAUUUGUGGCUUACCUCAGACUAAUGCUUCUGCCUAUGAUGAAGUAGUAAUCUGUCAGUUGGAAGGAGGUACUCAAAUACUCUGCAUACACAACUGUGCCACACAGGAACUAAAACCAGUUUAUCUACUGCCCCAGUAUCAAGACCAACAUAAUUAUCUUCAAUCUGAUGUGGGCAACUCUGUAACAGCUGUACUGGGGCAGUAUUUGCCUGUUUCAGGCAAACUGGAUCUGAAUGAGCAAGAGUUUGAACAUGGAUCCUUACAAUCGGCAGCUAGCACUGCCACAUUCCAGCCAGAAUCAAACCUGCAAGUGAAAGUGCCUUCAGCUGGAUAUUGUGAUUGCUUUGCCAAUGGUGAUUUUUGCUGCAAUUGCAACUGCAAUAAUUGUUACAACAAUCCACUUCAUGAAACUGAACGAUUUAAAGCCAUUAAGGUCUGUCUCGAUAGAAACCCAGAAGCUUUCCUACCAAAGAUUGGGCAAACAAAACUGGGAGAAGUUAAACCUCACCAUAACAAAGGAUGCAAUUGCAGACGUUCAGGAUGUCUCAAGAAUUAUUGUGAGUGCUUUGAGGCUAAAAUUAUGUGUUCCUCUAUUUGUAAAUGCAUUGGUUGCAAAAAUUAUGAAGAAAGUCCAGAUAAAAAUCCACAGCUGACUGCACUAAACUACAUGGACAUAGGAAGUAAUGAAGGAAAUAACCCAGUUUUAACAUCAGCAAUGGAAAUAAUACCAAAAUUGGAGAAAGACAGACUGAGAUAUCUAUCUUGGGAAGAAGUGAAAGCAACAUGUACUUGUCUCCUGGUGCAAGCUGAAGAGGCAGAAAAACGAGGAUACUCUGACUGUCUAGGUGAAUGCAUGAUCAUGGAGGAAUUUGGGAGAUGUUUAUCCCAGAUUUUACAUGCGUAAUUAAAACCUGCAAGACUGAAGGUUUUCAAUAAUUUUCCAUGUAUUAUAAAGCCAAUGAGUAUUAAUAUGGAUAUAUCGUCAGUCUCCACAGUGCUGCUGCUUAAUGAUCUUACCUUGAUCUUUCAUAGGACUAAUUUCAUUGACUUCUCAUGAAUUCUUUCUGAGUUAUGCUGGUGUAAGUGAAAUCCAUGUAAUAUCCAACAUUUUUUCAAGUAACUUAAUACAAAAGAAAGCUUACUACAUUUCCUACUAAAAAAGAUUUUCUCUGUACUUAUGAUUUUCUGAAGAAUUGGCCCAGUCUUUACCUAGACUCUAAUUAAAAGUCAGUUUAACUUAAAAUGACUUUGGAUGUUUUUGAGUAGACAUCCAGUAGAAACUAAGUAAAAAUUUCCUGUCUUAUUUUGGUUAUUAUGUGAAUGGUGAAGCAAUUUAAUUUCCAGUGGUAGUAGGUAAAUCUGCUGUGUUUGGCUUUGGAUCUUCUCUGCUUUGGCAACUUAUUUCUCCUGUCUGCUGAUGUACUAUUUUUGGAAAAGAGAGCAACAUUGUCAAUUGGUUUGGUGUUCAUUGUUGGAAAAAAACAUCUAAAACAAUACUAGCAUCCUUUUCUUAGUGCCACUCUCCCUCCUCCUCCCUCACUUCCUACUCCCUCCUCCUAACUUUUUUCCAACAGUAGCUUUAGUAGACAUAGAGCCUGUCUAAUAAAAAGUAGGAAUUUGACGUCCUUUUUUCUCCUAUCUUAAAGUACAAGAGUAUGUGACAAAAGAAUCUUUUAUGAAUCUUUUAAGAUUAUGAAAUCUUAUGAAAAGAUUUUAUGAAUCUUUUAUACAGAAUUAAAAUUUGCUGAAACCUAGCUUUGCAAUCCAGUUUCCCUUAAAGUUUUGAAUAACUUUUGUUUGUUUAUUUAUUUUUGGUAUGUUUAAAAUCUAAAAUGCUACACACUCAGUAUGUAUAAAAACUAAAAUGUGUAAAAUUUUCAUAUCUUCUCUGUGAUAUGUUUUCUGCUUCUCAUUCUCAUUGUUGUUCAAUUUUAUUUUCUCCAGCAAGAGUAAGCUAUUUGCUGCCAUAUUGUUUUCUAAAUGACUUGACAGAUUAUAUCAAAAAUAAAGCUGUUUGGUUUUAGAUGUAUUUAUGCUAGGUUAAUAAUAUUUGCUUGAAUAUUUCUGACUUUUGUGCUGAAAAGAAUAAAGAUAUUCUCCAUGUCAUGUUGAUUUAUUAAAAAU
Molecule: messenger RNA, 2732 nt
Organism: Anas platyrhynchos (mallard)
Lineage: Eukaryota; Metazoa; Chordata; Aves; Anseriformes; Anatidae
Source: RefSeq, a predicted model, not a curated record